AAAAAAAGCAGCGUUGGCUUCUCUAAAGAAAGAAAGAACCAUUUUCAUCUCCGGCAGCCAUUUCUCUUUCUAUUUUAGGCUUCUGUAAACUACCUAUCCAUCCGUUCAACUAAAUUUCGGUAUUAUUUUUCUCUAUUUGUAGAUUGCAAUCUUACUCUUCCGUUAUUUUUCUAUCUCAGUUGUUUCUCAUUUCUUUAUUUCUGUAAUCGCUCUGUUUUCAAAUUUUCAAGAUAAACAGAGUUGUAUAUAAUUAAUCCAUUCAUCUGAUUUAUACUUCAAUUUAUUUCCUUAAUUUUGAUUCUUCGUGGUAUGAAUCCGAGUGGGUCUUUUGGAAUAUCCACGAUGAGACCCUGCUGUAGACUCCUAAUCGGUUGCAGAGGCUCGGCGUUCUUCGGAUUCUUACCGCCAACAUGUCAACAUUCGCUCGCCAAUAACUUGUCAGGUUUUCGAUACAAAUUGCUCCAACAUCGUCAAUUACAUAGCAAUUCCCCUCGAAUUUUUGGUUUUAAAUGUGUAGCCAAUCCAGAUCAGAGACCUUUUCGUUCUCCUGAUUCGAAUUGGGGUCAAUCUAGGGUUUUCUCUCGCUGUUGUAAUGUUGGGCAAGAUAGAGGCACUUCUUUUAUUGCUAAUGUUGCCUCGGAUGUUCGACAUCAUUCCACGUCCAUCGACUCCCAUGUUAAUGACAAGAGCUUCGAGAAAAUUUACAUUCAGGGUGGUAUCAAGGUGAAACCUCUCGUCGUCGAAAGGAUUGAGAGAGGCGUUGAUGAAGGAAAAGGACAAGAACAACAGGAACAUGUACAUCCGGUAGAGACAUCUGAAGGUCUUAAGGAGACCGAGAUUUCCACACACAAGAGAGAGGUCACGGAGAUUGAAAAGGAGGCAUGGAAGUUGUUGCAGAAUGCGGUUGUUAAUUACUGUGGCAGCCCAAUCGGGACUGUUGCCGCUAAUGAUCCUGCUGAUAAGAUGCCGCUCAAUUACGAUCAGGUCUUUAUUCGUGAUUUUGUCCCGUCGGCACUCGCCUUCCUGCUACGGGGAGAAGGGGAGAUCGUCAGGAACUUUCUUCUUCACACUUUGCAAUUGCAGAGCUGGGAGAAAACUGUGGAUUGCUACAGCCCAGGACAAGGCUUGAUGCCGGCAAGUUUUAAAGUUAGAACUGUACCUCUUGAUGGCAGUACCGGAACAUUUGAAGAAGUUUUAGAUCCAGAUUUUGGUGAGUCAGCUAUUGGCCGUGUCGCUCCAGUUGAUUCUGGAUUGUGGUGGAUUAUCUUGUUAAGAGCUUAUGGAAAGAUCACUGGUGAUUAUGCAUUGCAAGAAAGGGUCGAUGUACAAACUGGCAUAAAGCUCAUUUUGAAUUUGUGUUUAACUGAUGGCUUUGAUAUGUUCCCUUCUCUGUUAGUCACUGAUGGUUCUUGUAUGAUAGAUCGACGGAUGGGUAUUCAUGGCCAUCCCCUUGAGAUCCAAGCAUUGUUCUACUCAGCUUUGCGUUGCUCCCGAGAGAUGCUAACUGUCGAUGAUGGAUCCAAGAAUCUUGUGACAGCCAUUAAUAACCGGCUCAGUGCAUUGUCAUUUCAUAUUAGAGAGUACUACUGGGUGGAUAUGAAGAAGAUAAAUGAAAUAUACCGUUACAAGACAGAGGAAUACUCUACGGAUGCCAUCAACAAGUUCAAUAUCUAUCCUGAUCAAAUUCCUUCUUGGCUAGUAGAAUGGAUCCCAGAGCAAGGUGGUUAUCUUAUUGGCAAUUUGCAGCCAGCUCACAUGGAUUUUAGGUUUUUCACACUUGGCAACCUUUGGUCCAUUGUUUCAUCCUUGGGUACUCCUAAACAGAAUGAGGGUAUAUUAAAUCUGAUUGAAGACAAAUGGGAUGAUCUUGUGGGACAAAUGCCUCUUAAGAUAUGUUACCCUUCUUUGGAUUACGAGGAGUGGCGUAUAAUCACUGGUGGUGACCCGAAGAAUACACCAUGGUCAUAUCAUAAUGGUGGAUCUUGGCCAACACUUCUGUGGCAGUUCACAUUGGCUUGCAUCAAGAUGAAAAGGCCAGAAUUAGCCAGAAAGGCAAUUACUUUGGCAGAGGAGAGGCUCUCAAUGGAUCAGUGGCCUGAAUAUUAUGACACCCGUAAUGGAAGGUUUAUUGGGAAACAAUCACGGCUUUACCAGACAUGGACAAUUGCUGGGUAUCUGACAUCAAAAAUGCUUUUGGAUAAUCCAGAGAUGGCAUCAAUGUUGUUAAUGGAUGAGGACUAUGAGGUUCUUCAGACAUGUCGCUGUGCUUUGAGUAAAACUGGACGCAAAAAGUGCUCCCGUGGGGCAGCCAAAGCACAGAUUCUUGUGUAAGCAAUACUCUGAUCACUCUGAAGUACCAUACUUUUAUACUGUACAGUGAAACGCCUGGGAAGAAAGCACAACAUUUUCAGUAAAGCACAACAUUUUCAAUCUGAAAAUGUGACAUGGAGAGGUCCAUCUUCACAGCAGAAGCGAAAUGUUGUCCUUAGAGGUCUUAGUGGAGUUGUCCAAUAUAUCGUACAUCUCAUGUUGUAUAAUAUUUGUUGUCUGGUAGAGCCAAGGUCAGUUAAACAGACUCAUCUUUUGAACACAGAUGAGGUGCUGAAAUGUGUUCAAUAGCUGAGAGAGACCUUUUUAUAAUUUAUUUUUGGUCUGUAAUCAACAAAUGAAAGUUGAUUCUUGAUGUGUUCGGGAUGAUUGGAACCUGGUUUUGUGGUUCCAGAGCUGAACACUCAUUUGUAUGUUAUUAACUUUUAACAAUUAGCCCGAUAUUUAUUAUUUACUUACAUAA
This is a messenger RNA of Nelumbo nucifera (sacred lotus), 2791 nucleotides long. It is a transcript of the gene A/N-INVA, whose product is annotated as Plant neutral invertase family protein. Gene Ontology annotation, cellular component: mitochondrion. Gene Ontology annotation, biological process: sucrose catabolic process. The record is from RefSeq and is a predicted model, not a curated record. Gene Ontology annotation, molecular function: endo-alpha-N-acetylgalactosaminidase activity; sucrose alpha-glucosidase activity. NCBI's taxonomy places the organism in Eukaryota, Viridiplantae, Streptophyta, Magnoliopsida, Proteales, Nelumbonaceae.